Messenger RNA from Talpa occidentalis (Iberian mole), 1072 nucleotides. RefSeq names its product cilia- and flagella- associated protein 210-like. The transcript is spliced from 3 exons. NCBI's taxonomy places the organism in Eukaryota, Metazoa, Chordata, Mammalia, Eulipotyphla, Talpidae. The record is from RefSeq and is a predicted model, not a curated record. Bases 158 to 925 code for a protein of 255 amino acids.
UCCUGAAGUGACAGGGAGGCAAAGCAGUAUCAUUGAUCUGAGCAGGUACCACAUCCAAAGGAGGGAUGAGGACAACCCACAGCAUUAUGGAGCCAAAUUUGGUAAAAUAGUAGGAGUUGAACUGCUGAAUCAUAGGGAACACCUGAAUGAUAAAAAUAUGAUAAAAGCUGUAGAACAGCAGCAACAAGAAGAAGCUGAUGAAAAGAUUAGAAAAUUUAUCAAAGCGAAAAAAUGUCUUACACAAUUGAGGAAAGAAAAAGAAGAUGAAACACACAGGCUAAUGGAGGAACGGAGAGAAAGAAUCAACAACUUCCUGAGUGAACUAAUGAAAAAGAAACUUGACAACGAAGAUUUGAUUAUUGCUAGAGAUAUUGCAGAAGCUGAGGCUGAAUGGGAAAAAAAAGAAAGAGAAAAAUAUGAAAAGAAUAAAGCAGAAUUAAAAGCAAUUGCAGAAUACAGAGCCACUGUGAUGAAAAAUAAAGAGGAAGAAGAAAGGCAAAAAAAAAUAGAGGCGAAAGAACAAUUGCAUGCUAUUUUGAAAGCAGAUCAAAUUUUCUAUGAGCAUGAAAAGGAGAAAAAAUGCAAAGCUGAUAAAGAACAUAAAGAAAUUCAAGAGGCCCAUAUUCAGCAAAUAGCCAAAAAUAAGUUCAAUGCAAAGCAAGCUGAAUUGGACUAUUGGAGACUAACUGAUGCACUUUUGGCUGAAAAGGAGAAAGAAUUUCAGGAUUAUGCCAGAGAAGUAAUUGAAUUUGAAUCUGAGUCAACAAAUAAAUAUAUUUACCCUCUAGUAAAAGCUGUUCAGAUGGGACCUGGAGGUGGUCGUGGGCCAGUGUUUAUGGACAGAGGUGGGAUAAGACCCAGCUAUCAGGCAAAUGAUGUUACUGGAGUUCAGCUUCCAUUUUAUAACUCUCAUGGAUCAAAAUAAAAUAAUUUUCAAAAAUCUAAGGGAAGGCUAGGUUUUACGUGGUAGAAAGUUUAUUUUUGUCAGAAUAAGUUGUAGCUGAUAGAAUGAGCUACAACUCAAAGUGAAUUAUAUGCCUAAAAUUUGUUAAUAAAGCUGUUCUUCAACUAA